CACCGGCCCUGACGUCACGCCCUCCUCUGAAGCGCUAGCCUUGUUUAACUUUGUGUGUUGAGGGAUUUUUUCUUGACGCAGCUUUUCUUCGUUGUUUCGCGUCUCAAACUGCGCAGAGUUUGUCCGGAAGAGCCGGACUGGAAAGCUGCUGCUGAUGAGUGUGAGGAGAGGGAACCAUGCUCCGCUGCAGGAGGUGUCGCAAAGGAGUGAUCGACUCAACCUGUUUGUCCACGGAGGAGGCGUCAGAUGAGAGCUCGGGUGCUAUUUGCAGUAUCUGGCACGUGGACCAGGAGGCGCUGCCGGACUGGAUCCUGACCUCAGUUCACCAGGCCCAGUGGACUGUGGGGAAACUGAACUGCCACCACUGCAGCGCUCGUCUGGGUGGCUUCAACUUCAUCAACCACAGUAAGUGUCCCUGUGGUCAGGACGCCACCGUCCACCUCAACAAGAGCCGCGUGGAUCGUGACCACAAGCACCACGUCCUCAUCGUCCAGCCCAGGAGGACGAGGCCUGAGAAGGGACGCGCUGCUCCGCCGACAGACAGCGCCCAAGACAACGAGGAGACGUCCAACGGGACAGAAGGUUUACAGCUCCCUGCCGAGGGGUCGAGUCCCCCGAGUGAAAACCAGUCGUUCCCUUUGAAUCCUCUGUACUGCAUCUCUCACAGGAGAAGGUGCAGCCUGGAGGAUGGCGCCACCUUCAGGUCGUCUUGUUUUUGCCCUGCGAGCCUCAUGGACAGGUCGGCUGCCGGUUUGACGUGGGCGGGGCCAGAUGAUGAGUCGACGUGGUCACAUGUCUCGGGCGACGCUGAAGCCUUCAGGUCACCUGGAGGGAGGCGGUUGCUCUUGGAUCAACCGCUGCUGCCGGCUGUGGACACGGUGGAGACGUCUGUGGCGACCUCGUCCGUCCACGAAGACGCUUCUGACUCAACCCUCAUCCUCAGAGGAAGAACCGUCUCCGACAGUGUGGCUGGGCGGGACGAGGACACGGAGCCUCGAGCCUCCUCCGCCUCCCCAGCCUCGAUCGGCCGGAGAAGAAGAGAGAGGAACCGACUGAAGGGUCUGAGACGGAAACAGAGGAGGAGAGAGCGCUGGCUGCACCGGCGGCAGGAGAAGGCCGAGAGUUUGAGCAGGUCCCAGGUGGACAGCGAGGAGGAAGACCGAGAGGGACUGACCUGCGCCGUGUGUCUGGACGUCUUCUUCAGCCCGUACAGCUGCCAGCCCUGCGCCCACGUCUUCUGUGAGCCGUGUCUUCGCACGCUGGCCAAGAACCGACACAUGAACACGCCCUGCCCCCUCUGCCGCACACUCAUCUCUCACACCGACUUACACGAAGAGCUCAACCAGACGGUGAAGACCUGCUUCCCUAAAGUUUACCACGGCCGCCAGCUGAACUUCAAGAAGGCUCAGUGCGCUAAGUGGCCUCUGCCCAGCGGCCGCAAGUGCUUCAGAACCUUCUGGGGUAAGAAACCUGUUAGAGUCUGGAAAACACUGAAGACUCUGGAUCAUCAGUGUGAGGGAAAGGGAUGAAACAUCAAAAUCCAUUAAUCAUUAACUUCCUUUACAUGGUGUGAGAGUACGUGUCGACACUACACAUGUCAUUAGAUUAGAUUAGAUUCAACUUUAUUGUCAUUGCACAGUACAAGUACUUACACAACGAAAUGCAGUUUAGCAUCUAACCAGAAGUGCAAAAAAAAGGCAGUAAAGUGCAGAGUAUUGUUCGUAUUUAAAGUGGAAUGUAAAUAAAUAGAUAUGUAAAGUAAGAAAUAUAUAUGGAAUAGUACAGUAUUAACAGGUAUUGUAUGAUAUAAGAACUAUAUAUCAUUUACAUUUUAUGAUAUUAUACAACAUGUUACUACUAAAACACCUAUCACCAGGUAUUUGGACUUCAAACCUUAAAAUGAUCAUGUUUAUAUGAGGUGGCUGUGUUUUUAUAAGAUUUGAGUAAUUUCUUUAACUGGACUUUUGAUACGACAUCUGAGUUAAAUUUCUCCUUUUUCAUGAUGGUUAUUAUAAUAUUAGCAGCAGUGAACUUCCAUAACUUUCAGCCACUGAGUUUCUGAUAAAUGAUAUCACGUGAAAAAACAAACAAACACACACAGUGUGAUGCAAAUACCUUUUUGAGUAAAGUUU
Messenger RNA from Pleuronectes platessa (European plaice), 2132 nucleotides. RefSeq names its product ring finger protein 180b (gene rnf180b). Gene Ontology annotation, cellular component: endoplasmic reticulum membrane. The transcript is spliced from 7 exons. Lineage: Eukaryota; Metazoa; Chordata; Actinopteri; Pleuronectiformes; Pleuronectidae. The record is from RefSeq and is a predicted model, not a curated record. The coding region runs from base 177 to 1529 and encodes 450 amino acids. Gene Ontology annotation, biological process: protein polyubiquitination; serotonin metabolic process; norepinephrine metabolic process. Gene Ontology annotation, molecular function: metal ion binding; ubiquitin conjugating enzyme binding; ubiquitin protein ligase activity.